UUGCGUAGCGUCAUCUAUUGUCGAAUUUUCUAUCACAACAACAGUGAAUAUUUAGUGGCGUUUUUGUAAUUAUUGAUAAAUAUUAACCCCCCAUUCGUUAUUUUAGCUACUAGUGAUACUUUAUAGUAAGACUAAAAUUGUUCCUUGUUAAUAAUUGCUCCCAGGAGUCGCAAAAUACCCCCCGGUGUUUUAUAGGUUAGGUUCCAAAAAUGAACCCAGAACAACUGCAAAUCCACGAUGCGCCCCCAGAAGUCAUGUUCGCAGUCUCAGAUAACGUUCCAGGAAACGAGAAGCAACUUCCGUCUCUACUGUCUCUAAAAGUGGACCCACCGGAACAAAUAGUCGAAACGCCGACUGAAGUUAUUCUCCCACAAGUGUUGGAAGAGGUGUUGGCGCUGAAAAAUCAACGCGCUUUGGAACUGGAGGUCGAGGAAACAGACCCAUUGCAAGCACAAACAAGAGAAGUUUUGUGGGAGAAAGAUGACAACGUUGAAGCGCCUGCAGAGAACGACGAGGACGGUCAGAAUAAAGAGAACGCCAAAAUAAGCAAGAAUAAGAAAAAGAAGAAAAGAAAGAAGAAUAAAAAGAAUAGGGAGAAUGAAGAGAAGAACGGAAGCAAGGAUGAGCAGGGGGAUGAUCCAAAUGUGGAGGUUGAAUAUGUGCAAGAAACAAUCGGUCUGCAUGAAUUGGCACCUCAGUACAGACAGUACUACAGCAUUUUCGAGUCCUUCAAAAUAUCUGACCAAAAACAGGAUAUUCCACCUCCGGUUCUGGCGACACCUACAUCUCUAGCAAGCAAAAAUAUUCUAAACAAUUUGGGUGAUCAUUUUCAGGAAGAAAUGGAAGAUCCUGAAGAUAAAAAAAUCGACGAUAAAUCAAAAAUGUCCAAAAGAAAGCUAAAAAAAUUGACACGCUUAAGUGUCGCUGAAUUAAAACAACUUGUAAGUCGGCCGGAUGUAGUUGAAAUGCAUGACGUCACCGCCAGAGAUCCUAAAUUAUUGGUACAACUCAAAGCUCACAGGAACACAGUUCAGGUUCCACGGCAUUGGUGUUUCAAAAGAAAGUACCUUCAAGGUAAACGCGGUAUCGAAAAACCACCCUUCAACCUCCCAGAUUUCAUCAAGAGGACGGGGAUCAUGGAAAUGCGUGCGUCUCUACAAGACAAAGACGAGUCAAAGACUUUAAAGGCGAAAAUGAGGGAAAAAACCCGACCUAAACUCGGCAAAAUUGACAUUGAUUAUCAGAAAUUGCACGACGCUUUCUUCAAAUGGCAGACAAAACCGAAAAUGACCAUUCACGGCGACCUUUACUACGAAGGCAAGGAGUUUGAGACCAGACUUAAAGAAAAAAAGCCGGGUGAUUUGUCCGAGGAGCUGCGGACCGCGUUGGGAAUGCCGGUGGGCCCCAACGCCAACAAAGUGCCGCCGCCGUGGCUCAUCGCCAUGCAACGUUACGGACCGCCCCCGAGCUACCCCAACUUGAAAAUUCCCGGUUUGAACGCCCCCAUUCCCGAGGGGUGCGCCUUCGGUUACCAUGCCGGGGGUUGGGGCAAACCGCCAGUCGACGAAAACGGCAAACCUUUAUACGGAGAUGUGUUUGGCACGAACGUUACGAAUAUUGACGAUAUUGGUGAAGACCCGUCAGUCGAUCGUACCUUAUGGGGCGAGUUGGAGUCGGAAUCGGAGGAAGAAAGUGAAGAGGAGGAGGAAGAAGACGAGGAUAAACAGAACGCGGCUGAUGACUCUGGAUUGGUGACACCGGCGGAAGGUUUGGUCACGCCCAGUGGUCUGACGAGCGUUCCAGCGGGCAUGGAAACACCGGAAGCGAUUGAGUUGAGGAAGAAGAAGAUAGAAAGCGAAAUGGAACAGGGAGAGGGACCUACGUUGUACCACAUCAUACCCGAAAAACGUAACGAGCGUAUUGGUAACACGAUGAUGGGGAGUAGUCACGUUUAUGAUAUGUCUGCCGUGGGGGCGGUCCCCGCUACCGCACGCAAAGCCGGCGAUAGAGAAGGCAUGGUGGAAUUGGCUCUAGACCCAUCUGAACUGGAUAUGGACAGUGAUGCUAUGGCAGUUCGUUAUGAACAGCAGAUGAGGGAAAAUCAGUCACAACUGCAGAAGGAAGAUCUCAGUGACAUGUUGGCUGAGCACGUCGCGAAGCAGAAGAACAAGCGCAAGCGCCAACAGCAGGACACUAAACAAACUAAAAAAUACAAAGAGUUCAAAUUUUAAGAAGUGUAAUUUUGUGGGCGUUCUCUACCUGUAAGUAAAUAAUAAAUAUAUAAUAGCUUGUAUGAUAUAUAAAAUAAAACGUACCGGGUGCACUCCCAUAGUACAUGGAAAAAUU
This is a messenger RNA of Zophobas morio, 2346 nucleotides long. It is a transcript of the gene Sf3b2, whose product is annotated as splicing factor 3B subunit 2. The record is from RefSeq and is a predicted model, not a curated record. Gene Ontology annotation, cellular component: U12-type spliceosomal complex; nucleus. NCBI's taxonomy places the organism in Eukaryota, Metazoa, Arthropoda, Insecta, Coleoptera, Tenebrionidae. The transcript is spliced from 9 exons. Bases 210 to 2231 code for a protein of 673 amino acids.